AUGUAAAAAAGUUUUGCUAAAAAAUACAAAAAAUAUUGCCGUAUUUUCGACCGAAAGUAAUUCGUCGCAAUUUUGUGUGCUGCUGCCGGCUACCGACUUGUGUUUGCCUGUCGUGCUGUUGAGUGUGAUGUUGAAAAAUUUCGCUAGGUUUUGUUGAAGACAAGAAGAAGUGUUGCGCAAAACAGUGCGGUGUUCCGCAGGAUUUGAGCAAGAAAACAGCUAACUACGAAAGAAUCUAUGUACUAAUGUCGUGGCUUAAGCUCAACGAUAGUUUGAGUAAGGUGAAGGGCCAAAUCACGAGCUUCGCGCAGGAAGUGUUAGCCGAAGGUAUCGUGAAUGAAUCGGAACAGCAGGACGAAGCUGCUGGGCGGUUCAAUCCGAUUGUGGAGCUCGACCAAGCCCAGGAGAAAGUUAAACAGCUAACGGGACUUUGUGCGACUCAGGAUCAGGAGAUUGCAACACUGCGCAAGCAAAUUGCUGAAUAUCAACAACAACUACAGUGCCAACGUCAAUCGCCGAAGCCGCCAACCGAACUUCCUGCGUCGGGUUCCAAGUUGCUCGACCAGCAUGGCGCAUCAUCGUCCGCCGCGGUUGGUGGCUCUGCUGCUGCUGCGUCCGCCCUAGAGGACAGUUGGUUCUGGGAUCCCGAACAAAAUGUCUCAUCCACAUCAUCUUCGUCGAAGAAGGGUGACGAAAACGAUUCGCCCCAUUCGGGAGCCGAUUUGACGCUGACCACCAUUCCGCUGGAGGCACCGGCCACCGAAGGGGAAAUCAUCGAGCGGCUGCACCGGCAGUUGGCCGACCGGCGCCAGCAGUUGAAGAAACAACAGCUGGAGAAUGCACUGCUCGCGGAGAAGCUGACACAGGUGACCAAUGAAAAUCGCGAACUAAACGAGAACAUCGAGGAACUCGAUCGGCAGCACGAGCUGGUAGUGGAAAAUCUGCUGACGGUUAAAAAAGGACUGCAGGAGAAAUGUAUACAGCUAGAGGAGGAGUUGCGGGUGAAACAGGGCGAGGCAAGCGUGGCCCAGGAGUUGGAUGAACUGAGAAAGAAACAUAAACUGCUAGAGCAGAGCUACGGUCAGUCAUGCCACGAAGGUGUUCGGAUGAAAACCGAACUGGAAAGGAUUGUUGUCGAUAACGUGGAUACGGUUGGUGCGUUAGAAAAUGAGAUUGACCAACUUAAAAAAAGCCUUCAAGUGGUAGAGGACAGACUGCAUGAUUCCAUCGAUGCAGCAGAUCAAAAAAUCAACACCCUCACAGUGGAAAAAUCCGACCUGGAAGAGCGGUUUUCAAUGCUACGUGAUGAAGCUGACACCUUCAAAAAUAAACUCCAAGAGGCGGAAAACAAAUGUGAAAAUUUCCACAAAUUGGAAGCCGAUUAUGACAACCUAAAGGAUGAGUUGGAUGAGUUGAGGCAAAAAGCGGAGAACGAUGCUUUCGUUGCUCUGCAGAAGGAAGAUCAAGCAGACCUGGAAGAGUUGCGCAAAAACUUCCAAGAGCAGCAGAACGAGGUCGAGCGAUGGAAAUCUGACUGCGACCGUUUGCAGGAAGAUAAUCUGAUUCUGCAGAGAAACGAGGAAGGUUUGCAAACGAAACUUGCCCUGCUGCAGUCUCGAUUGAGAGAACAGGAGGAACGGCAAUCAACGGACGAGCAGCAGAUAAAGCAGCUACAGCGCGAAGUCAACGAGUUACAGAAUGAACUGCGAAGCGUGAUUAUAGACAAUUCCGUUCAACUGGAUGCCAAGGAGAAGGAAUGGCAGGAGAGAUUAAACUUUUUGAAAGAGGAAAACUGUCGAAUUCUGCACAGUAAGGACACUCUGGAGGCCGAUCUGAUGCAGUACGAAAAAGAAUGCGCCAAUUUGAUGAAGAACAACGAUUUGCUGAUUGCCGAAAUUGACAAUCUCAAAAGUAAGAAGUUGGAAACAAUCAACGAAAAUGCCGAGGAUAGUAUUGUGAUUCUGGAGAAACAGUUAGAAGAUUGCAGUAUGCUAAACAAAAACCUAGAAGAUGAGUAUCAAGAAGUCAACAAAAAGCUGGAGGAAGUUCUGGAGGAAAGAGAAGAACUAGAUUCCAAAGUCGAGAGCCUACAAAAAACGUUGAAAGAACGAACUCAAACCAUCAACGAUCUACGGUUGAACGUGGAAUCACUUGAAAACGAAAAAUCCAACCUGAGAUUUGAGAUUACCGAAGCGCAAACCAGGUCUACUCAACUGGAUGUUGGCGAGCAACUUGCAGCUUCCAGAGCCGAAGCGGAGUCUCUCCAAGCUCAGUUGACAACCAUCAACGAAGAUCAUGCUAGUCUUGUACUGAAAUUACAGCAAUUGCAGCAAACAUCGGUAGAGAAUGUUAAAUUAUGGGAAACGAAAGUAUCCGAAAUGGAAGCUGCGCUUCUAGCAAAAGAAUCUGUGAUUAAACAGCUACGGGAAGAAUUGCAAAAUAAGGUAGAGGAAAUAAUGGAAAUUAAAGAUUCGAGUGAAAAGUCGUCGGAGGAUAGGAUAAAGUUGAUUCAAGAUCGAUUAUCAGCCGAGUCACAAAAGUCUACCAUUUUGGCCACCGAAAAAGAUGAAAUUGAAAACCGGUUGAAAUUAAAGUUGGAUGAAAUAAAUCAACUACGAAUCGAUUAUGAACAACUGUCACAAACCACUAGUGACAAGUUGGCAGAACAACAGUCUAGCAUCGAUACCCUAACGCAGCAGAAGGAUGACCUGGUUCAGCUGAUAACCGUAAAGCACAACGAAAGCGUCCAGUAUCACGCGGAAAUCCAACGGCUAAGCCAGCUGUUGCAAAAGGAACCGGCAGUGCCGUCCGAGUGCCAACAGUGUGCCACGCUACGCGAACGUAUCGUCUCACUGGAAGCCCAAACCGGAAAACUGGAGGACUUUGAUCGAAUGACCGAUCAGAUUCAGUUUUUGCGGGAGAAAUCCGACAUUCUGACGAACAAUCUUCUGAUCGAACAGAACAAUCAAAAGCUGGUACAGCAGGAAAAGCACGAUUUGAUCGAGCAGAAGAAUAGCCUGGCGCGCGAUUUGGAACGAUUGCGGCACCAUCUGUUGGAGAUCGAGGAAGCACACACACAGGAAACGGUCGAACUGCAGCAGCGGUAUGACGAAACGCGCCUCAAACUGCAGACCCUGGAGGAAGAGGUUAAAAACUCGACUAACGCACUGACGUCGGCGAGCAUCCGGGCAAGUCAGCACGCUGAAACACUCCAGACCCAGUAUCACCUGCUGCAGCAGCAACGGGACGAACUGGUUGCCAAGUUGAACGCUGCCGACGAUCGAGAUCAGCGGAAUUUGGCUUCGCUGACGAACUUGCAGUGCGCGUUGGAGCAGUUCCAGAUAAAUAAGGAUCGUGAUAUCGAAUUGGCAACCACUGCCAUUCGCAGGGAGGUGGAACAAGCACAAGCGCGGGAAAAUGCCCUCAAAGCGGACAUCCGACAGCUGCAGCAUCAGUUAGGUGAUGCAAAGAAUGGUCUGCUAGCCGCUGCUAGAAUAUCCGAUCAGUUGGAAAUUGCCCAAGUCACCGUUGCGACGCUGAAAGACGAGUUGGCCAGAAAUAACGAAAAGUAUCAAACCCUUGAGGGUCGACUGCUGGCUACGGAAGCCAGCCAAGCAGACAAGGUGGAAAAGACACUGGUGAAAAACUUGGUUAUCGGUUACAUCGUAGCACCCAACCAGAAUGACAAGCAUCAAAUUUUGAAGCUCAUAUCGGCCGUACUCACCAUGGACCAAACCGAGUGCGUCAAAAUCGGCCUCAACCGUACCGGUGGUGGAUGGUUUAACAGCAUUCUUGGCAGUGGCCCCUCUCCACAGUCUGUCAACAACUACAAUAAAGAAAGUCUGACGGAGGCCUUCGUCAAAUUUCUCGAGAAAGAGUCCACACCCCGGCAGACGCACUCGGCCGGUUCCGGUUUGCUCAACAUAAUGACCCACGAGCGCCAACCGACGGCGACUUCGUCCAGCAGGAUCAAUACGCCCGUGCCGCAGCAACCGUCACUGCAACAGACUACAGAUCAGAACCUAAAUCCGGUGCCGGUGACAACCAGCGCCACCGUGGUGCAGCCAGUGCAACCGAUUCUGCUGGGAGAAGCUUCUCUUUUGCAGCAGGCAGGCUUUCAGCCUGCGCGAAGUUCCAGUUCCAUCCUGAAGGACAUACUCAGCGAUUCCUGAUGCGAGCUUUGAGCAACGUGUUAGAUAUAAAUAGUAAGGUACGUUUACAAUGCACGUUCUGCCGCCGUUCGCUAGUCGCCACCGUUUGUACAUACAAACUAAUCCAUGCCAUGCCAUGCUGUGCUGUAUGGUUGGUGUAUUGAUAAUUUAGACUGGUUUUGUCGGAGUUAUCAAAUGACUCGUUUUAACAUUGUUUUUUUUACGUUUUUUUUUGUGCAAUCAAGCGAAACGCCACACAGAAAGCAAAAGUAUAAGUACUACAUGUCUAUUGUAAAUUUUACUGGACGAUAAAAACCGGCGAACAUGACCUAUAUGAUGUUUCGACCCCUAAAUUAUACCGCAUGAAGAAGAUUAUUAUGAUUAAAAUCGCUAAGCUGUUUCGAACAAUA
This is a messenger RNA of Sabethes cyaneus, 4561 nucleotides long. RefSeq names its product thyroid receptor-interacting protein 11 (gene Gmap). Gene Ontology annotation, cellular component: Golgi apparatus. NCBI's taxonomy places the organism in Eukaryota, Metazoa, Arthropoda, Insecta, Diptera, Culicidae. The coding region runs from base 246 to 4172 and encodes 1308 amino acids. The record is from RefSeq and is a predicted model, not a curated record. The transcript has 7 exons. Gene Ontology annotation, molecular function: small GTPase binding. Gene Ontology annotation, biological process: endoplasmic reticulum to Golgi vesicle-mediated transport; Golgi organization.